AAUUCUAGCCAAUCGCAGUUUAGGUUCGCCAAGCGGUUGCGUGUCAUGGCGUCCUCCUUGAAGGGGGUUGGGUUCGCUGCUUCAUAAUAAGUGCGAUAUUUGCAUUCCCACGUUCAGCUAAGCGGCUCUAACGCGUUUAGGAUAUUAUUGCACUAGCAAUGGGGACUGUGCACGCACGGAGUAUGGAUUCUUACCCCAUGUAUGGGCGAGAUAUGGGCGUCAACCCAGAUGAUAUGGAAAUGAUGGAGGCGGUGCAAGAAACUAAACAAGAGGUUUUAGAAAAUAAAGAUGUUGUUGUACAGCAUGUCAACAUUGAAGGGUUGGGUAGAACUAAAGAGGAUUACCUGGGCUAUGAAAUCUCUGAUGUCUUCACUGCCAGGAACCUGGUUGAAGUGAUGAGAAAAUCCCAUGAGGCCAGACAGAGGUUGCUCCGUCUUGGCAUAUUCAAAGACGUGGAGGUGGUGAUUGACAUCUCAGAAGGGGCAGACGCUCUGCCAAAUGGACUUGAUGUUACAUUUGAGGUGACCGAGCUUAAACGACUCACAGGCAGUUAUAAUACCAUGGUUGGAAACAAUGAAGGGAGUAUGGUCUUGGGCAUUAAACUUCCAAACAUGAUUGGCCGAGGAGAGAAGCUCACCUUUCAGUUUUCCUAUGGAACUAAGGAGACGUCCUACGGCCUGUCCUUCUUUAAACCACAGUCAGGAUAUUAUGAACGCAACUUCACGCUAAACCUGUACAAAGUCACCGGCCAGUUCCCGUGGAGCUCUCUGAAAGAAACGGACAGGGGAGUUUCUACAGAGCUCAGUUUCCCUCUGUGGAUGACAGAUCACACUCUGAAGUGGGAGGGCGUGUGGCGUGAGCUGGGAUGUCUGGCCCGCAGCGCCUCCUUCGCUGUGAGAGAGGAGAGCGGCCACACUCUUAAAUCCGCCCUUUCUCACACCAUGGUAGUAGACACCAGGAACUCUGCCAUCUUGCCCCGAAGAGGUGCCUUACUGCGGAUCAACCAGGAGCUGGCAGGAUACACCGGCGGAGAUGCCAGCUUUCUCAAAGAGGACGUUGAGCUGCAGCUUAACAAACCAUUUAUCUGGGGAUCGGUGUUAUCUGCAUCUUUAUGGGGUGGGAUGAUCUUUCCUCUUGGGCGUCAGUCUACCUCUAUUGCUGACAGGUUCUACCUGGGCGGCCCAACCAGUGUGAGAGGUUUUGGCAUGUACAGUAUAGGCCCUCAGAGUGAAGGUGAUUAUCUGGGUGGGGAAGCGUAUUGGGCUGGUGGGCUUCACCUGUACACACCCCUCCCCUUCCGCUCAAACAAGGGCGGUUUGGCUGACCUCUUCAAGACACACUUCUUCCUUAAUGCUGGAAACCUUUGCAACCUCAACUACGGAGAGGGACCACACGCACAUCUGCAGAAGUUAGCGGAGUGUAUCCGUUGGUCUUAUGGCGCAGGAAUAAUUCUACGUCUGGGAAACAUUGCUAGACUUGAACUCAAUUACUGCUUCCCCAUGGGUGUUCAAAGUGGAGACAGGAUAUGUGACGGUGUGCAGUUUGGAGCAGGCAUCCGUUUCUUGUGAUCUCCUCAACUGCUGUCCAACUGUUGCAGCAGGGAUUUGUGGGAUAGCGCUUAAGAUUUUUCUAAUAUUUUUGGAUGUUGAACAUUAAUUGAGGGAUCCCUACUGCAUGCACACUCUGAGGAUGCACUUCGUUUUUGUACCUUGAAGACAAAAAAAAAAUGAUGUGGUUUUCCUGCAUACCUUUCUCACUGUUUGAUGAAGAGUCCAGUGUUCAGUGAAUGAAGAUGUAUGUAAUCUUAUCCGGUCUGCAGGUGCUAAAAGAGUUAGGCUUUUACAGUUGUUUUCAAUGAGGAGUGCUUUAGAGAUUAUUCAUAAUCAAGCUGUUAAACCUGAGAUUCAGUUCAAAUCCACACCACCGUCCACCUUUAUGUGUGCUUUUUACUCAGUUCAGUCAGUGUUUCAGUCAGUUCAAUCAUGCCAAACGAGAUAACUGAAUUGAUUCAAACCAACCUCAUCGAAUGAGUAGUGAGUCGAAGUCCCCUUCGUGAAAUCCACCAGCAGUGCUUUAUUAUUAGGACACUUUUUAUUAUCGUUUGAACUUUAAAUUUAUGUUAUAUUGUGCACAAAAAAUAAACCUUUUUGUUUCCCUAA
Ctenopharyngodon idella (grass carp) is the source of this 2159-nucleotide messenger RNA. It is a transcript of the gene samm50l, whose product is annotated as sorting and assembly machinery component 50 homolog, like. The record is from RefSeq and is a predicted model, not a curated record. Lineage: Eukaryota; Metazoa; Chordata; Actinopteri; Cypriniformes; Xenocyprididae. Gene Ontology annotation, cellular component: outer membrane; SAM complex. The coding region runs from base 159 to 1568 and encodes 469 amino acids. Gene Ontology annotation, biological process: protein insertion into mitochondrial outer membrane; mitochondrial respiratory chain complex assembly. The transcript has 15 exons.